This is a messenger RNA of Exophiala mesophila, 1754 nucleotides long. RefSeq lists its product as uncharacterized. Gene Ontology annotation, molecular function: GTPase activator activity. The record is from RefSeq and is a predicted model, not a curated record. Gene Ontology annotation, cellular component: mitotic spindle pole body. Lineage: Eukaryota; Fungi; Ascomycota; Eurotiomycetes; Chaetothyriales; Herpotrichiellaceae. The transcript has a single exon. Gene Ontology annotation, biological process: activation of GTPase activity; negative regulation of septation initiation signaling. Bases 115 to 1503 code for a protein of 462 amino acids.
CUUCACUCAUUUCCACGACGCGUCUUCCCUGCUCUGCGCUCUGCUCGCUCACAUUCUGCCGCAUCUCAACCCUCCUCCAUCCCUCCUCUCCCAAAACAGUUGGUCAGCUCGACCAUGACUGUCGCCAUGACCUCGACUUCACCUCUCAAAGUCGCCGGUCGACAAGCUCUUCUUCCCUCCCCCGAUCCAUCCUCCGUCAGAUUACCAGAUUCACCAGAAAAACUUCCCCAUGCUUCUCUCAACACAGGCACAGGUUCAUUAACCGAAAAGUCUCGUGGCCUCCGCCGACUCCAGUCCCAUAAUCAACUCUCAUCCACUUCCGCCGCCAUGGGCACUCAGGCUUCCAACCUGCGACCUCCACGAACCUCCAUCACCAAUCGACCUUCACGCGAACAACUCCAUCCUCAAUCGACAUCGUCCACAUCCACAUCAUCAACUCAACCCCACACCAGUACCCUAACUGCUGCGACCUCCGCUUCUCGAGCUCGCGCCAACAGCGAUGCUCCCAUGCCAUUUGUUCCUCGAUCUCGCAAACAACCCAUGAAUCCCUCACCGGGCUCCAACCACCUGAUCAACCAUGCCCGAAAAUCCAGUUUGGAAAUGACUCUACGCGACGGACCUCCCCCGGGCACAACACCUGCCUCUGCUUUAUCUCUCCUCCGCCAUUCCAUCCUCACCAGUGGCGUCACCGCCACCAAAGAAGGCAUGUCCGACUACCGCAUAUACCUGUGGUUGACGCUGUUAAAUGUCCCUCCGCUGGCAACCCAAGUCUACCUAGACCUAGUCCACCGCAGCAAAAGCCCUGCCUACGAGAAGAUCUCCAACGACGUGUUCCGUACCCUAGCCACCGACACCCUAUUCAAGAGGAGAGUAACCGACGCCAGUCUGACUCGUCUGCUCAACGCUACCGCCUGGCGCAUCCACGAUGAACAGACCGCCAACCCACCCACACCUUUUGCACAGAAAUAUACCCAAUCGACCUACCUUCAAGGAGUCAACGUCCUAUCAGCGCCUCUACUCUACGCGUCGCGAUCCGAGGCUCAGGCAUUUGCUCUGUCCAACUGUCUCUUAUCCGACCACAUCCCCACAUACAUUUCACCCACCAUGUCCGGCGUCCACAGGGGCGUCGAUUUGAUCGACCAAAUCCUGUCGCACAUGAACCCCAAACUAUCAUCUUUCCUCCUCAGCAAGAACCUCCCUGCGCGCAUCUACGCUUUCCCCUCCGUUCUGACCUUGUGCGCCUGCACACCUCCACUACCCGAGGUCUUGAAGUUAUGGGAUUUCCUCUUCGCAUUCGGCGUCCACCUCAACGUCAUCUGCGUCGUGGCGCAACUACUCCUCCUCAAGGACAAGUUACACGACCAUCCCAGUCCGGCCAAGAUGUUGAGAAGUUUUCCCAACCUUGAUGCCGACCAAGUCAUCAAAAUGACUGUUUACAUCGUCAAGGAAUUACCCGAGCAACUCUACAGGGACGUUGUCGUCCAUGCUCGCCAUGUUUCGUGAUCCUGAUUCUUGGGAGAUUCUUUCAUCCGCUGUUUUUGUACCUUUUGAAAUAAUGAUUUGACGACAAUUACCAAUUCCUGUUAUGACCCAUCAAAAACCGACAGCAGGAGAACCCAAAAAAGCAAGCGAAUCGAGUCAUGAUGACAUGUAUAAUAACGGAUGGUGUCGAGAUUCUGACAAGAUGAAUAUGUGCAAUACCAAUACAAGUGAGACAGCAUUGUCGGUCUAUUUAAACCAUGCUCUUUUCCUAC